UGACACCUCUCCUGUUUCUCCACCCUUUAAACACUUAAGCUCCACACACACAAACACACACCUUGUUAUAAAAGUGCACAGGUGGGUCCGUCAGAGGAGACGUGGGUCCCUGGACAGAGGAGAAGUCUGGACCUAAAUGGAGUCCACCCUCUCCAAAGCUCCUGGUGGAGCGGGCACUGCAGGUGUCCAGCAGCCAGCGACCGUCCCUCCUGGUGGUUUGCAGCCUCUUACUGAGGUGGCAGAGCCUGCAGACCUGGGCAAGGUAGAGGGAACCAAGGGUCAACCCGGACAACCUUUAGGAGUAGGAGAUGGACAGGAGCUGUACUCAUUGGACAGCUCUCUGUCCUCCUCGGACAGCGAGGAUGAGGGUCUCGGCAAAAAAGACAAAAAGAAGAAGAAGCAGCUGAAGAAGAAAAAGAAGAAGAAGGAUUCCAGUUCAUCCUCAUCAUCAUCUUCAUCCUCCUCUUCCUCUUCUUCCUCCUCAUCCUCCUCUUCUUCCUCCAGUAGCUCCUCAGAGAGUGACAGUGAGGAUGACAAGAAGAAGAAGAAAAAGGAGAAGAAGAAGGACAAGGACAAGAAGAAAGAGUACAUACAUGACAGUGUUACCAUACUUGGUCACGAUGGUGAGAUGGAACUGCAGCCAGACGAAGGUCUGAAGAUGAGCAUGGAAUACGACUCAUCAGAUGAGGAGAAUGACAAGAAGAAAGAUAAAAAGAAGAAGAAGAAGAAGGACAAGAAGAAGAAGAAAAAGAAGAAGAAGGAUUCAUCCUCUUCCUCAUCUGACAGUUCAUCCUCUGACAGUGAGGAUGAAAAAAAGAAGAAGAAGAAGAAAAAGAAGAAGAAGAAGAAGGACUCCAGCUCCUCUUCCUCAGACAGCUCUUCAUCAUCUUCCUCGGACAGUGACAGUGAUGAUGACAAGAAGAAGAAGAAAAAGAAAAAGGACAAGAAGAAGAAGAAGAAGAAGGACAAGAAAAAGGAUUCCAGCUCUUCAUCUUCAUCUUCAUCCUCAUCUUCAUCCUCUGACAGUGAUAAAGACAAGAAGAAAAAGAAGAAGAAGGACAAGAAAAAGAAGAAGAAGAAGGAUAAGAAAAAGGAUGAAGAGCAGAGUGAAUCCUGCAGUGCUGAGGCUCUUUCAGCAGCUGAUGGUGAGACUGCAGGACCGUGUGCAGAUGGAGAUAAAAAGACAGAUGCAGCUGCUGACAAGGUCAAGAAAGAGCUGAAAGCAACAGAAGAAGACAAAGUGUCCUCUUCAUUGGCAGCAGGGGGAGCAAAGGCAUUCCCUGAUGGUAUGGAGGAAGGCCACUUGAGUGAUGAUGAGGGAGAAGGAGAGGAGGAGAAGGAUAAGAAGAAGAAGAAGAAGUUGAAGAAGAAGAAGAAGAAGAAGAAGGACUCCUCCAGCUCCUCCUCUUCUUCAUCUGAUAGCUCCUCCUCAGACAGCGAAGAUGAUGAUAAGAAAAAGAAGAAGAAGAAAAAGAAGAAGAAGAAGAAGAAGAAGAAGGAUUCCAGCUCUUCCUCCUCCUCGUCUUCAUCUUCUGAUAGUGAAGAUGAUAAGAAGAAGAAGAAGAAGAAAAAGAAGAAGAAGAAGAAGGAUGAGGAUUCCAGCUCUUCAUCCUCUUCUUCAUCAUCUGAUAGUGAUGAUGACAAGAAGAAGAAAAAGAAGAAAAAGAAGAAGACAAAGAAGAAGAAGGAUAAGGAUUCCAGCUCUUCAUCCUCUUCUUCAUCGUCUGAUAGUGAUGAUGACAAGAAGAAGAAGAAGAAGAAGAAAAAGAAAGAUAAGAAGAAGAAAAAGAAGAAGGAUAAGGAUUCAAGCUCUUCCUCUUCUUCUUCAUCAUCUGAUAGUGAAGAGGAUAAGAAGAAGAAAAAGAAAAAGAAGAAGAAGAAGAAGAAGGACAGCUCUUCUGAUGAUAGCUCUUCUUCCUCCUCCUCAUCCUCCUCUUCUUCUGAUAGUGAUGAUGACAAGAAGAAGAAGAAAAAGAAAGAUAAGAAAAAGAAGAAGAAGAAGGAUAAGAAGAAGAAGGAUUCUUCUUCUGACUCCUCCAGCGAUUCUUCUAGUGAUGAUGAUAAGAAGAAAAAGAAGAAGAAAAAGGAUAAAAAGAAGAAGAAAAAGAAAGACAGGAAGAAGGACUCAGAUUCUUCUAGCAGUGAUGACGACAAGAAGAAAAAGAAGAAGGACAAGAAGAAGAAAAAGAAGAAGGACAAAAAGAAGGACUCAAGCUCCAGUUCAUCAAGUUCAUCUGGUAGCUGCAGUGGCAGCGACAAGGAAAAUAAAAAGGACAAGGACGAGAAGAAGAAAAAGAGUUCGGGCUCAGAUGGAAGUGACACUGACAAGAAGAAAAAGAUUGAUACCCUUGAUGCUGAGCAAAGCACCAAGCCAAAAAGAGAAGUUUCAGGCUCAGGUGGCGGCACCCUAUCAGCUCCCAGUGGCAGCAGCUUUAAGCAAAGUGGUCCUACUGCCGGUCCUACUGCCGGUCCUACUGUCGGUCCUACUGUCGGUCCUACUGCCGGUCCUACUGUCAUCUCCUACGUAUCACUCCCGUCCAAGCCGACAGUGAGUACGGAUCCUCUGAAUCCUUCAGCUUUCUCCAAGCCUUCUGUCUCCAGCACUUCACUGAGCAUGGGAGACAGGGUCACCAUCCGCAGACCUCCCAGCCCCAUGGAGUCUCUGAUGGGGAGCCCAAGGAGGUAUGGAGACUCAGGGGCCCGUACCACUAGCCACCUGAGUGCUAGUGACCUACUGAAAGGCCCCAAGCCUUACCAAUGAUGAGAUGUCACAGACCAAACUAGAUGUUACGUUUUGUUUUUUUUUAAAUGCGUGACUUACAUGACACUGGUCAGUGUUGAAUGGGAUGAUGAGGUGUUGGUUCACAAUCAUAGAGAAUAAUUCAGAAUCCUUGUUUUGCAGAAUAAAACAAUAUGAUUUUA
Messenger RNA from Epinephelus fuscoguttatus (brown-marbled grouper), 2922 nucleotides. Its product is annotated as cylicin-2-like. Lineage: Eukaryota; Metazoa; Chordata; Actinopteri; Perciformes; Serranidae. The record is from RefSeq and is a predicted model, not a curated record. The coding region runs from base 137 to 2761 and encodes 874 amino acids. The transcript is spliced from 26 exons.